Salvelinus fontinalis (brook trout) is the source of this 3980-nucleotide messenger RNA. RefSeq lists its product as uncharacterized. The record is from RefSeq and is a predicted model, not a curated record. The transcript has 13 exons. The coding region runs from base 1624 to 2400 and encodes 258 amino acids. NCBI's taxonomy places the organism in Eukaryota, Metazoa, Chordata, Actinopteri, Salmoniformes, Salmonidae.
UAGUAUUAUUUUAUUGAUCUUUUUUGUAUGUUUGAGUAUUUUCUUGUUAAUACCUUUGUUUUGUUAGACAUGUUUGAUGUAGCAAUGUAAGUAGAUUUUUGUAUUGUGAAUAAAAAAAAAUAAUAAGAAAAAGACCUCGCAACAGUAACUAGGGGGCGCGGCUUGAUAAUGUCUCUAUUAUGACGUCACAAAGCAUGCAGUUAAAAAUAGAGUCUUGUGUAUUUUGGUUCAGUCAUCGAUAUGGAUGUGUAUGAAGAAGUAGGUGUACCGGAGUUUGGUGCUACCUGGCCCGCCAUGACGAUGCCCGACCAAGGAGUGAUUGACCAAUUUACCAUUUUCUUCGCGCUUUUUCUUGGAGGACUAAAGGAUGUAGGCCUGAGUACAAAACUAGACAAGGACAUUUCCUGAACAUAAUGUGUGCUUGCUUGUAUUGAAGUAGGCUAAUAAUGGUAGAAGUUUGAAGCGCUUGUGGCUGGUGUAGUCUAUGGAGCUUAAUGCAAAUGUGAAAUGGCUUUAGUUGAACGAGUAGUUAAAUAGCAGUGGUGGAAAAAGUACCCAAUUGUCAUACAUAAAAGUUAAGAUACCUUCAUAGAAAAUCAAGUAAAAGUGAAAGUCACCCAGUAAAAUACUACUUAAAUGAAUGUUUUUGGUUUUAAAUAUACUUAAGUAUAAAAAGUAAAUGUAGCCUAUAAAUCAUUUCAAAUUGCAUUUAUUAACAAAACCAGAAGGCACAAUUUUCUUGUUUUAAUUUACGGAUAGCAAGGAGCACACUCCAACACUUUUACAAACAAAGUGUGUUUUGUGAGUCCGCCAUCAGAGGCAGUAGGGAUAACCAGGGCUGUUCUCUUGAUAAGUGCAUGAGUUGGACAAUUUUCCUGUCCUGCUAAGCAUUCAAAAUGUAACAAGUACUUUUGGGUGUCAGGGAAAAUGUAUGAAAUAAAAAGUACAUUAUUUAGGGCCUCCCCAUAGGCGCAGCGGUCUAAGACACUGCAUCGCAGUGUUGCGGUAUCACUACAGCCUGGGGUUCGAUACCAGGCUGUGUCAUUACCAGCCGUGACCGGGAGUCUCAUUGGGCGGUGCACAAUUGGCCCAGCGGGUGAGGGCAGGGUUUUGGGGAGGCUUUACUUGGCACAUCUCGCUGUAGUGGUGGGCCCGGGCGCCUGCAGGCUGACUUCGGUUGUCAGUUGAACAGUGUUUCCUUCGACACGUUGGUGCAGCUAAAAAGUAAAAGUACUUUAAAGUACUACUUGAGUAGCUUUUGGGGGGGAUUUGUACUUUAUUAAAGUACUUUACACCACUGGUAAAUAGUACCCACAGAGAUCCUUUAUGGUAAUCUACCUUUCUACCUCACUGACAGUCCAUUCCAUCUGAUGUGAAUUCCAUAAUAAAUGGUAAUGUGACAAUUGUUUGUUUGUCCAGUUUCUCUUCUCUCUAGAAGAGGAAUGGUUUGGAGCAACCCAUCCUGGAGUGGGAUGGGAGCUCACUCUCCCUGCUGUCCUGAUUUUUUUUGGUGUGAUAUUCCUAUGGAGGACCGUCCUUGCGAUCAAAAGCAGGAUACGUCUAUUGACUGAGACACAGCUAAACGUGAAACUCGCCCAGCUAUCGAAAAAGAAAUGUGACAUAAUGAUUCAAUUGUCUGAAAUGGAGAUACUGUUGAAGGACUAUGACGCGCCAGUGAAAAGGUUGCGGGCAUGCCUGCAGUCCUCUCAGGAGGAUAAUCAGGAUCUGGAGAAUAUGAAGAAACAAUGGGACAUCAGAGCUGGAGAAAUGGAGGCAUUUCAUCUACAACUCCGGGAGCGUGUUGAACACAUACAGAAACUGAAAGCUGUUUGGGGACUGAUGGAACCACUUAAAGAGCAUCACGGUGGGGAUGCCAGGAUCCCUAGUGGCACCAACACCCAAUCUACCGAUAUCAAGAGUGAGGAAAACAUUGAGAUCGAGGUCAUUGUGAUGAAGGAUUCAACCUUAAUCAAAACCACACUGGAGGAGGUGAACAGGGGUCUUCAGGACACAAAUUGUCAGCUUGAAGAGAAGAAUGCCGCUCUACAUCAAGAACUCCACAGCACUGAGAAGAUGUAUAGACAGACUCUAAACGAGCUGACCAAAGCCCUGAUUCAAGGCAAACAUGAGGAAAAGCAACAUAUUGACACGCUACAAGAUAAAAUCCAGACCAUAUCUCUGAAAGCCUCUGCUGCCGAGCAUGAUCUGGCCAUGGAGAAGAAUGAGACAGCGCUACUCCGCCAGAGGAUUGUUCAACUAACCUCAAAGAAGCUGAAAAUAGGAAUACCUGGGUUCCUGAUCAAGAACAUUCCCAAGCGCCCGAAAACAACCAAGACCAACAAGCCCUUCUUGAAGACCUGCAAAGUUCUGAAAGCUUUCAAAGCACUAUUCAAGAGAUGAAGGCAAUGCAUACAAUUGUACAUUUGGUGCAAUUAUUCUCAGGACACGGGGUGAAGCAGAGUACAAUAAAUAAAUCCUGAUGCCUUAUUCCAUCAAGAAGUCUUCUUUAAAAUCAACCAAGCUAAAUUGAACACGUGUUUUAUGUAAUUUAUAUGGUAGGUCUCAUUAGAUAUCAUCCAACUCUUUAAAAAUGUCUUUGUAUGCAGAUUUCUGCUCUGUUGCCAUUAGGUAAGAUACAACUCCAUGGGGCUUACCUGCCAAGACCUCCAUGGAAGCCACAUAACCCAUCAUUUACCAAAGCCAAAUGAUAGGACAAUGAUGAAGUCUAUUAUCUAGGUCUCCAGGGCUAUUUUGGUGACGGGAAACCCCCACGUGAAGGUCGAUUUGUCCCCACUUUGCAACCCAGACUCUCUUUAGGGACCUGAGCUGCCCAAGAAACCAAAGCAUCUGGACAUUUUAACAGUCGCAGAUGGUUCACUUAAAUGCUUUGCGAAGAAGCACGAGAAGGACAAGAGUGGACGAAUAGAUGUCCAUUCAGCGAGACGCGCGAGUUAGCCUAGAAACAAAGGGAAAUGUAGGCCUAUACUAAUUUAUGAAAAUAAGAACAAAUCCUCUUUCUCGUGAGUGUUGCGGGUGUAAACUUGUCUUGCAUAAACUUAUCUUGGAGGAUUGCAUACGGGUAAAUUAAUGUAUUUAAAUGUUUGACUCGAGUACGAGAAGAACAAGAACAACAUUUCCCCAACACAUUAGAUUUGUGCAGGGUAAAUACUCAUGAUAAUGGCAAAAAGAUGUAAUUAAAACUAAAUGUAUAAGCCUACUUUGGGGAAACAAAUGACUAAAUAUCCUAUAGGGAAAUAAGGAGACCCAACAAUAGUGAUUAGUGAAAUUCAACAAUGUGCUUUAGUAACGACAGAGACACACUGAGUCUGCUUCGUCACACAGUAUAAUAAGUGUUUGACUUAAAUUGGGUUUAACAUAAAAACGGAAGUUAAUUGCCUAUUAAAGAAGGCACGUUUAAAUAUAGAUGCUCUGGUGUCUGGUCCCUUACAGAUUGUUAGGCCUAUACAUUUGAUUCCUAUCUGAUGUGUGUUCAUACCACUCAAGAUUUUAUGUUGAGCACUUGUUGGCCUAUGUUCCUGAGUUGGUUGUUGGAAAUCAUUUUGUAUGCAGUUGAGAAUAAACAUACACUGCUCAAAAAAAUAAAGGGAACACUUAAACAACACAAUGUAACUCCAAGUCAAUCACACUUCUGUGAAAUCAAACUGUCCACAAUAACUUUCACAUGCUAUUGUGCAAAUGGAAUAGACAACAGGUGGAAAUUAUAGGCAAUUAGCAAGACACCCCCAAUAAAGGAGUGGUUCUGCAGGUGGUGACCACAGACCACUUCUCAGUUCCUAUGCUUCCUGGCUGAUGUUUUGGUCACUUUUGAAUGCUUGCGGGGCUUUCACUCUAGUGGUAGCAUGAGACGGAGUCUACAACCCACACAAGUGGCUCAGGUAGUGCAGCUCAUCCAGGAUGGCACAUCAAUGCGAGCUGUGGCAAGAAGGUUUGCUGUGUCUGUCAGCGUAGUGUCCAGAGCA